This is a messenger RNA of Ciona intestinalis (vase tunicate), 1364 nucleotides long. RefSeq names its product contactin-associated protein 1-like. NCBI's taxonomy places the organism in Eukaryota, Metazoa, Chordata, Ascidiacea, Phlebobranchia, Cionidae. The record is from RefSeq and is a predicted model, not a curated record.
CAUGGCCUACUGCGUCCCUGUUAUAAAAAGAACAAAACUAAAAUGCCACAAGCUUGAAAUCUUUCUCGAUAGUCAAGAGAGAAAUCCUUGAGGAGUGGUAAACAAGUUACGUCACACAGUAACAUUUCCGGAGCACACCUAACAAAUGGUCUCAUUUCCGGAGUACAUUUGAUAAAUGGAUAUUCGUCUGAAUAGUUGAGUGAAUUCAGUUUGGCACAUACUUAGUUUGUCUGCAGUAAUAACAGAGUUUUAAAGCAGAAAAUAUGAAGUUUUAUGUUACAACUUUGGUGAUAAGUUUACAAAUAUGCAGCUGCAUUAUCUGGUCGGUGGGUGGUCAAGACAACAGGUGUAAAGGCUACACAAUUAAUAACUAUUAUGGAAUCACAAGGGCAGAUGGUUUAAAUACAUCAUCUACACAAGCCCGUGGGCCUCCGGGGCGUCCAGGAAAAAAAGGUCCUAUUGGGCAAACUGGACCUAAGGGUGACAGAGGUGUACCAGGACUAAGAAAUGAUCUUUUAAGUCGACUACCAGAACUAAAGAACCUUUUAACACCAAAGACAUGCAGCUAUCUUACUGGAAUUCCUGGGUUUAACCCUCAGAAUGGAGACUACCUUAUUCAUCCAAGCCCAACAAAAGUUCUACCUUUAUCCGCGAAUUGCAACUUCUCUGGAAUAGCAACAACAAUUAUUGGCCAUGAUGCAUUAAAUGAGGAAAAAAUUUCCUCAUGCAACCCACACAAAUGUUACAGGAGAUCUGUGCAAUAUGAAGCUACUAUUGAGCAAAUUACAGCCAUGAUAAAUGCUUCUCUACACUGCCGACAAUUUAUUAAGUACCGAUGUAUUGAAUCAUACAUGCUCCAUCCAGUACAUGGACCUUCAAGCUCAUGGACUAGCAGAAGCGGAAAUGAAAUAGGUUACUGGGGAGGUGCACAAAGAGCGGGGUAUUGUGCAUGUGGAGAAUCGGGAACCUGCGUGGAUCCUACUUUUAAGUGCAACUGUGACAGAAAUACUGUAGUAGAAACUUCAGAUGAGGGCUACAUUACAGACAAGGAGCUGUUGCCAGUAACAGGGAUGGCGUUUGGAGAUGCAGGCGAUAGUGGAGAGCAUGGCUGGCAUACAUUGGGGCCCUUGGAGUGUUGGGGUAGAAACUAAUUAUAUGGAAAAAAUAUAAAAACUAAUAUUUCGAGAAAAAUAAUUUCGCCAUUGCCUUUUUGCAAAACUAAAUUACCUUUUCCGAAAUAUUAUAAGCGUGUCUGAUAUUGUACUAUAUAACCGAACUAUAACCCAUCAGUCAAACAAAUAAGAAUUUCAUUGUUAUAACCAUUUCACAAUACAGACAUUGAAUAAAAAGUGUAGAUAAUGUAA